Messenger RNA from Plectropomus leopardus (leopard coralgrouper), 1727 nucleotides. Its product is annotated as anthrax toxin receptor 1-like. Lineage: Eukaryota; Metazoa; Chordata; Actinopteri; Perciformes; Serranidae. Gene Ontology annotation, cellular component: plasma membrane; cell surface. Gene Ontology annotation, molecular function: transmembrane signaling receptor activity. The record is from RefSeq and is a predicted model, not a curated record.
CCCACAUGUAGCUGCUGUGUUUCCACCCAGCACUGAUUCAACAUGUGAACCACCGGGGUGAUGCUGUGAAGAUGAUGAAGGACUCAUAGCUGCUGAUUUGGGGGAUUUUAUUUCAAUCAAACACUGCUGAUAUGAAACUCAUGGAAUAUGGAUCUGAUAUGGAUAUGUUGCAAAAUCCUACUUUUUCUGAGUGUUUGUGUGAAUUCAUCUCUGCCUGAUGGCGAGGACGCCUCCUGUGAUGGAGCGUUUGAUAUUUAUUUUGUUUUAGACAGGUCAGGCAGUGUGUUUGGACACUGGCAUGAGAUCUAUGGAUUUGUGGAGCAGCUCACGAAUAGGUUUGUCAGUCCCAGGAUGAGAGUUUCCUACAUCGUCUUUUCAGCCAAAGCGGUUGUUAUACUGCCACUAACUGGAGACAGGUCGAAGAUAGACGAAGGUUUGGAGAAGCUGAGCCAAAUCAAACCGGCUGGUGAAACUUACAUGCACGAAGGCAUGAUGGCGGUGUCCGAGCAGAUGAAGGCACAAACUUCGCCAUCAUCGAGCAUCAUUAUUGUUCUGACUGAUGGCAAGCUGGAGGUCUUCCCCUAUGAACUGACUGUACAGGAGGCUGAUAAAGCCAGAGGGUUUGGAGCCAGAGUGUACUGUGUCGGGGUCAUGGACUUUGACCACAAACAACUUGCUGAAAUAGCAGACAGCACAGAACAAGUCUUCCCUGUGCUGUCUGGGUUUCACGCCCUCAAAGACAUUGUCAACAAGAUCCUGAAGCAGACAUGCGCAGAUGUAUUCAUAAUAGAGCCGUCAAGCGUUUGUGUGAAUGAGUCUUUCGAUGUGGUGCUGAGGGGCAGCGGCUUCAGUGGAUCUAAGAGGACAGACAACGUACUUUGCUCCCUCACUGUCGACGAAAUGACAUAUGACCAGAAGCCCAAACUAGUCAGAGACGGUUAUCUGCUGUGUCCAGCUCCCGUUCUGCACAACGUCGGACAAUCAAUAGAAGUACUGGUCAGCCUUAACAACGGACAGUCCUUCAUCUCAAGUCCCAUCAAAAUUUAUGCCACAACGUGUUCAGAUGGGACCUGGGUGCUCUGGCUCCUGUUGGCUCUGUUGCUGUUAGUGGCUCUGGCCUUAUUCUGGUGGUUCUGGCCUCUCUGCUGCACUGUGGUGAUCAGAGACCCACCUCCCUCUCGCCCACCUCCUCCACCUCCUGUCAUUGAGCCAGACGAAGAUCCUUUACCCAAACACAGGUGGCCUACAGUGGAUGCCUCUUACUAUGGAGGCAGAGGUCCUGGGGGAAUCAAACGCAUGGAGGUGCGUUGGGGGCAGAUGGGGUCCACAGAGGAAGGGUCACGGCUUGAGAAAGCCAAAAAUGCUGUGGUCACUAUGCCUGAGGGAGUAGACGAGCCCUUUGUGCCCCGACCCCCACCACGACCUCCUCCUGUCUACACCCCCACACCACAGUCCAAAUGGUACACUCCCAUAAAGGGCCGUUUUGAUGCAUUGCGGGCCUUACUGCGGAGACAGUACGACAGAGUGGCUAUCAUGAGGCCAACACCUCAGGAUAAAGGCCGCUGCAUUAACUUCACCAGAGUGCAGAGUCACUGAUGUUCAAACACGAGGAUCAACACUUUUCACCUUAUUCCAGUUUCUGACCAAAGAUGAAUAACAUGCACAUUCAGAGAUGAUUGUUUGGUUUUUGUGUUGAUGUUUUUUGUAAAUAAAUGUAUUUACUUAUA